AUGGUUUUUGUUCAAAAGUAAGUCCUUUUUCGCUUUUUUAUCCAUCCAAAUAAUCCCAAUUUUUGUUUCCCCCCGAAAUUCCCGUGUGAUUUUUCCCCGCUUGUUUUGAUUUUCUUUCUAACCAACCCUCAACAAACCCGCGAGUUUAGAUGUUCAUUUGAUUUUGAUUUGGUGUUUUCGACUGUUUUUUCAGUUUUUUGAGUGAUUUUAGCAUUUUCUGGAAGAAAUUUAGUCAGCCAGUGAUGAUUUUUCUCUUAAGUUGGCUCUUGCUAAACCUCUUGCGGCCUCGGUCGCUCUUUUUCUCAUUCUCAUUCUUGCUUCGUUUGAUAGUCUUAAUCGAUGAACUACAUUAUCAAGUCGAUUUUUGGUUUGAUUGUUAAGAUCAUCACGCUGUAAAUCAUCAAACGCUACAUAUUGUAUAUAAAAACUGUAGAACAGUUAGAUUGACUAAAAAUUCUCCACGUAAGAUUGACUGAAAAUCCGAAAACGUCCUCGAAAUCUGUGUUUUUCACUGAAAAAUCAUCACUGGCUGACUAAAUUUUUUCCAGAAAAUGCUAAAAUCACUCAAAAAACUGAAAAAACAGUCGAAAACACCAAAAAAAUUGAUUCCUCAGAAAAUGCCCUGACAGCUAGCACGCCAGCCGGCAGACGGCCGUCGAAUUCUGAUACUAAUUUGUCAGUUUGCCAGCUCGCAGACAGCAUCUGCUAGGUUCUGCCAGAUCGCCGCGAGGUUGCUAGCUGUCAGAGCAUUUUCUGAGUCACAAAAUACAGAAAACAAACAAAUAAAUUCAAACACCCUCGCGUUGUGCGGUCAAUUGUAGAUUGCAAGAGUAUUUUUGCAAGAGUAAUUUUAAAUUGAAGGACUUUUACUAAGCCUAAGCCUAAUUUCCGGACUCGUACAUACAGAAAAUUGAAAAUAUUCCAUCUGAAAUUAAGUUUGGAAUACAUUUCAAGUCAUUUGAAAUCGCUCUUUUUCAAAAAUGACCCUUGCAAUAAAUUACUCUUGCAAAAAUACUCUUGCAAUCUACAAUUGUCUAGAUUUGCAUCUUUAGUCAAUCUACAGUUAAAAAACCUGCAGCCUACCGCGAAAGUGAGUGGUUUGAAGUAAAUCAUUUUUUAUUUUUUCCCACAUUCUAAUAAAAACUGCUCUUUUUCAGGAAGAUGUCGGAUACAGAAAAUCAUGAAGAAACUGAUAUUCGAAGAUCAUCGCGUAGAAGAGAAAGUUCCAAACAAACUUCGAGAAAAAGUGCGAUUGAGCGAUUGAAGGAAGCAAGAGAAACUGGAAAAUCGUAUCGACCAAAUCUCGAUGUUGAUGAUGUCUAUGAAGUUGUAGAUGAAAGGGAAUAUAAUGACAUUGUCUCACAACGUCAAAAUGAUAAUUUUGUGGUCGAUGAUGGUAAGUUAAACGUGAACUAAAUGACGUGUCUCAGCGUGUAAUGAUAACAUUAGAAAAAAUAUUUUUAUUUCUCAUUUUUAGAUGGAAUGGGUUACGUGGACACUGGAGUCGAUUUCGAAGAAGAAUAUGAAGAUGACUACGAGGAAUAUGGUGAUCGAUCUUCAAAAAAAGGAGAAAAGAAAUCGAAAAAAUCUUCGAAAGAGAAAAAGAAGGGAGCUCUUGACAGUUUCUUCGCUGGAGGUGCAAAGAAAACAGUUUUGGAUGAAUCAAAAGUCAAAGUGAAUCUGGAAGAAGACGAAGAUUUGAAAAAUAUGCUUGGAGAUAUUUUGGAUGGUGAAGAUGAUGAAGAAGAUGAGCGAGAAAAAAGGCGAAAAAGAAAUAUUGCGGCUCCACUUCCAAAAAAUCCAUUCAAACGGGGAAGAACAUGUCAGUUUGGAAGAUUUCAUCGAAGACUUUAAGAUUAAAAUUUUUUUCAGCAUCUCCCCCAUCAGAUGAUUUGGCUCCUCGACCAAUUGCGAAAAAGGCGAAAACCAAUUUUCUAUCAAAAAAUGCGACUCCAAAACAACAACAUCUGGAAAAACCCAAAGCAAAAAAAGUUGAAGAGCCAAUUCCAGAAGAAAAAGAUGACGACGAUGACUAUGGUAAAUAUAUAUUUUAAAGAAUAUCUAGAUACAAAAACUCUAAUUCUAGGUGUUCCUGAUUACGAUGACAAUGAACCAAUUGCGAUCAAAAAUGAGGUCAACAGUCCAGUCAAAAAACCUGUUCAGGAAAAGGUCUUGUGA
Caenorhabditis angaria is the source of this 2178-nucleotide messenger RNA. The record is from the annotation of a GenBank genome assembly. NCBI's taxonomy places the organism in Eukaryota, Metazoa, Nematoda, Chromadorea, Rhabditida, Rhabditidae.